AUGUGCAAAGAGACGCAUCAAAGUGGCUUCCCUUGCGAGUACUGUAUUCGCACCAACAAGACAUGCCUUCCUCAAGCUGUCACAGCAAACAAAGUAAAGUUUGUCCGUUGCAAAACAUUUCAGUCAUCAUCUCAAGUGGCAAAGCCUCCUAUGCAUAUUACCGCAAGGCCUGAUAUCACGUACUUGGACUACUUCGACUUGUUCAUGCAACGCUGCCAGUUUACAAAAGGAUCUACAAAUUUAGCGUCUGAUCUCCUACCCCUGCUUCAGUCAUGCGCACCCCUUCGAGAAGUUACAAUUGCCAUCGGCGCACUCGAAGCUAGCAGGCGGGCUACCGUGCAUAUUGGAAGCGACAGGCCAGCGCCAAUUAAUGUCGCCUUUGGAUCGUAUGGCAGGUCAAUCCAGAAGCUCCAAGAUCGACUCCAGUCGUCGGACGCGUUAAGGUGUCAAGGUGUGCUGUGGUGCACACUACUUCUUGGACUCUUUGAGUUGAUGACGCAAGUAUCUGGUGAUCCAUGGGCCAAUCACAUGUUAUACGGGACCUCCAAAAUUCUUCAGUCGUCCGGCAUAACGAAACCCAGUGGUAAGCUCGGAGCUCAAUUCUUUGGGGCUUUCAAUUGGUUAGAAGCGAAUAGAGCCAUCUUGUAUGGUGAAGACACUAUGCUUUCAGAAGAAGAAUGGCAAACUUGUUACCAAACUCUUCCUUCGGCCUCGGAUAGUCAAGCUGAUACAAUAUUUGAGAUCUUUAUCGAGAUUUCUUCCUUCAGCAAAAAAAGAUUCUUUGAUCAUAUUGAGAGUAUGCCGGAGCACCUGCGGUCUUGUCAUCCCCAUAUUAGUAGCCUCGCGGAUGAGGGCCGCAUGUAUCAACAACGACUCCACGAAUGGCAUGACCGAACAUUAGCAAUUGAAGAUUGCGUAGAAUUCCACGACAAACUUGCGCUUACAGUUUACCACGCCCUGCAGUUGUUUAUAUGCAUGAAUUAUACGUUCUACAAAUUCUGGGAUGAGCAUAAAAUUCCCAGACUUGAUGCAAAUGAGACUGAUGUUCACGUCUCAGCUAUCAUAGCUCACGUUGGGGAUAUUCUUGAUCAUUCGAACAUUUCAAGUUUACUGCUUUUGUUUCCGCUUCGAAUGGCUGGUGCGAACACGAGCAACGCUUCAGAAAAAGGUCAGAUUAUGAAGUUACUGCGCAGGAUAUCGCAGAAUGGAUUCGUGGUCUCAAACAGGAUCGUGGUUGACCUAGAAGAGGUCUGGACCUACAGAGAUCUACUGACUGUUAAUGUAUAA
Molecule: messenger RNA, 1287 nt
Organism: Fusarium venenatum
Lineage: Eukaryota; Fungi; Ascomycota; Sordariomycetes; Hypocreales; Nectriaceae
Source: RefSeq, a predicted model, not a curated record